AUGUCCGCCUCCGGAGUCAACGUCCUGCGGUGGUCCGCCCUCGCUUUUGGCGUCUUCUACGGCUUCACCCAUCAGCGCGCCAUCACUGCUGCCAACAAGGCCGCCGCUGACCAGAAAGUUUACGACCACAAGAAGCAAUUAAUAGAGCAGGCCAAGGCCGAGUACGCCAAGAAGAAGAACCCAACUGCCUCCACGUCAGAGAAGAGCGGACUGAACCAAGAUCCGAUGGACCCCAAGUUCGACCUCGAGGCCUACCUGGGUGCGCUUAUGGAGAUGAAGUAG
This is a messenger RNA of Microdochium trichocladiopsis, 282 nucleotides long. Its product is annotated as ATP synthase subunit E. Bases 1 to 282 code for a protein of 93 amino acids. Gene Ontology annotation, molecular function: proton transmembrane transporter activity. The record is from RefSeq and is a predicted model, not a curated record. NCBI's taxonomy places the organism in Eukaryota, Fungi, Ascomycota, Sordariomycetes, Xylariales, Microdochiaceae. Gene Ontology annotation, biological process: proton motive force-driven ATP synthesis. The transcript has 3 exons.